This is a messenger RNA of Eucalyptus grandis, 1982 nucleotides long. RefSeq names its product lysine histidine transporter-like 8. The record is from RefSeq and is a predicted model, not a curated record. Gene Ontology annotation, cellular component: plasma membrane. Bases 179 to 1711 code for a protein of 510 amino acids. NCBI's taxonomy places the organism in Eukaryota, Viridiplantae, Streptophyta, Magnoliopsida, Myrtales, Myrtaceae. The transcript is spliced from 5 exons.
CACAUAACCAAAUCAUCCGAAAAAACAAUUGUGUUAUUCACCGACUCAGUCCUAUAGUGUCUCCAUCGUCUCCUUCCUAUAUAAGUAUUACACCAACCGGGGAAGAAAAAGAUGCAAACGGUAAUCACUGUAUAGAGAGAAGCUAUUUGGAAAGAACUCACAAUAAUUGGCUGAUUAUAUGGCAGCAACCGUGGAGACCCCGGCGAUAUCGGCACCGCCGUUUCAGCUGCACAAUUCCCCUUCGAUGACCCGUUCACCGCUCAUCGGGUCCGCGCCAAAGACACCUGCGAGGAGCCCUUUCACUGCCAUGAUGACUCCCCUGGCGAGCCCCAUGAAGAAGGCCAUGGCGAGCAUGCAAGGGUACUUGGAAGAGGUCGGGCAGUUCACCAAGCUCGACCCACAUGACGACUGGCUUCCCAUCACGGAGUCGAGGAACGGCAACGUGUACUACGCGGCGUUCCACACGCUGAGCUCGGGGAUCGGUGUCCAAGCCCUCCUCCUUCCCUUAGCCUUCUCCGUGCUCGGUUGGGCUUGGGGAAUCGUCUGUCUGUCCGCGGUGUUCGUGUGGCAGCUCUACACGCUCUGGUUGUUGGUUCAGCUUCACGAGUCCGAGGACGGUACACGUUACAGCAGAUACCUCCGACUUUCCAUGGCGGCUUUCGGUAAAAAGAAGGGGAAGCUCCUGGCCCUCUUCCCAAUAAUGUAUCUUUCAGGGGGCACCUGCGUGGCCCUGAUCGUGAUCGGUGGCGGGUCCAUGAAAAUAAUCUUCGAGAUCCUGUGCGGUGGCACCUGCGACAUCGAUCCGCCGUCCACCGUGGAAUGGUACCUGGUGUUCAUCUGCUGCGCCAUCAUCCUGGCUCAGCUCCCCAACUUGAACUCAAUAGCCGGGGUCUCCCUGAUAGGGGCGAUCACAGCCAUCGGAUACUGCACCCUGAUUUGGGCGCUGUCCAUCACCAAAGGCCGGCCCGCGGGCGUUUCCUACGAGCCGGUGAAGACAGGGUCGGAGCUGGCUAGGAUUUGCAGUGUCCUGAAUGCGGUCGGCAUCGUGGCUUUUGUGUUCAGAGGCCACAAUGUCGUGCUCGAAAUCCAGGGGACCAUGCCUUCAAGUAGACAAAAGCCAUCUAGGCAGCCCAUGUGGAAAGGGAUCAAAUUUGCGUACGUGGUAAUAGCACUGUGCCUGUUUCCACUAGCGAUUGGUGGCUACUGGGCCUACGGAAACUCGAUCCCUACAAAUGAAGGCAUCCUCAACGCUUUGUACGAGUACCACCUUCGCGACGCGUCCAAAGUCAUCCUCUGCUUAGCGAGCGUGCUCGUUGUGAUCAACAGCCUGAGCUCGUUCCAGAUAUACGCGAUGCCAGUCUUCGACAACCUAGAGUCUCGGUAUACCUACAGCAAGCACAAACCGUGUCCUCGGUGGCUGCGUACGGCCCUCCGCAUCUUCUUCGGAUGCCUGGCGUUCUUCAUAUCGAUCGCGCUGCCCUUCUUGCUGAGCCUGGCUGGGCUGGUCGGAGGAAUCGCGCUGCCCAUAACCUUAGCAUACCCUUGUCUGAUGUGGAUCCUAAUAAAGAAACCCGCUAAAUACAGCGCGAUGUGGUGUAUAAAUGGCGUUUUGGGAGUGUCUGGGAUGGUGCUCAGCGUUCUCAUAGUCGGGGCAGCCAUUUGGAGCAUAGUGACAAUGGGAGUAGAAGUUCACUUCUUCAAGCCGGAAUAGAAUUUAACUGCAAGGUGGGACUCGCAGGAUAUAAACUGUAUAAUCUCCUACGCCAUCCGCAGGUGCAUGCGGAAGUCUGUGCAGAACAUUUCGACAUAACCAUUGUCCAUAAGAUAAUUAGUACUGUUCAGUAACCACGACUAGCGAUCGAUCAUGUGUUGGAGCUGCAAGGCAGCAGCAUAGGGAGCACGAGAGGAACAGAAGUACUGUAUGAUGCUGUGUGACUUGUGUUCAUCCUUGUACAAAAUCUUUAUGCUGCUUUCAACCACAA